GACCGAAAGCUGCGAGUGGAAGAAAUUGAAGAGCUCAAAGAGGCCUUUCGGGAGUUUGACAAGGAUUGUGAUGGCUACAUCAGCUAUAAGGACUUGGGAGAAUGUAUGCGAACCAUGGGCUACAUGCCUACUGAAAUGGAACUCAUAGAAUUAUCUCAACAAAUUACUGGAGGGAAAGUGGAUUUUGAUGACUUUGUGGAACUGAUGGGCCCCAAGCUGUUGGCAGAGACAGCAGACAUGAUUGGGGUUAAAGAGCUGCGGGAUGCCUUCCGAGAGUUUGAUACAAAUGGUGAUGGGCAGAUCAGCAUAGCUGAACUACGGGAAGCAAUGCAUAAGCUCCUAGGGCAACAGUUGAACUACCAAGAGGUGGAUGAGAUCCUCCAGGAUGUUGAUUUGAAUGGGGAUGGUCUUGUGGACUUUGAAGAGUUUGUACGGAUGAUGUCUCGUUGAGAAAGACAAGCAGCAAUACAAGGAUGAAGUGCCUUGAGAGG
Molecule: messenger RNA, 491 nt
Organism: Python bivittatus (Burmese python)
Lineage: Eukaryota; Metazoa; Chordata; Lepidosauria; Squamata; Pythonidae
Source: RefSeq, a predicted model, not a curated record